GAUGGUACCUGUGUGUGAUUGUGCAAGUUGACUGCCAAAAAUUAGGAGAUAUUGCGAGAUAAAGGCGUGUUUUUGGCGGAGGAGCAGGUGACCAGCGUUGCGAUACGACUCCGCGAUAGUUUUCACAAUUUCGAGCCGCCGGAUCCUCUCAAAAGCCGCCGAAGUACGAUGUGAGCUGGUUGCUCGGGCGUUUAUGCAAUGUUCUAGCUCUCGCCGAGGCCACGGAGCAGCCGGAACAAUAUAGAAUCGGAGGUGGAGGAGCGCCCCAAAGCAGCAGCAACCAGAGGCCCAGGCUGUCCAGAUGACCGUACACACCAUGGAGUAUUCACAAGUCAAGGCAGCACAUCAUCACACCGGCGGAGGAGCUCAGCAGCUGGAGAAUCACAAAGAUCCUCUGGUCGAUGAAGAUCCCGACGAGAUGACCGUAAUGCUGGCCAAUAAGAACUACCACUACGACACAAGCUCAGAGCUAGAGGAGGCUUUUGUUGAGCUCAAAGACGAGGAACCACCUGGGGCUGGAGGUGGUCUCUUUUACACCCAGGAUGAUCAUGAGGAGCAGCCACAUGCACAGGUCACCUGGCUCGACGAUGAUGAAAUCGAGACACUUGACCGGGUGACCUUGGACAUGGGCAACAUGUUUUUUAAUCGUGUCGACAGUCAGGACAUCAUUUAUCAGCAAAAGAAGAAGAACAUCAAGAUGGUGGGCAAGUACAUAAUGGGCGAUGUGCUGGGCGAGGGAUCUUAUGGCAAAGUGAAGGAGGCCAUGAACUCUGAGAACCUCGUUCGACUGGCGGUCAAGAUCCUAACAAAGAGAAAGCUGCGAAGAAUUCCGAAUGGAGAGCAGAAUGUCACCCGCGAGAUUCACCUGUUGAAGCAGCUGAAGCACGAAAACAUAGUCGAGUUGGUGGACGUGCUCUACAACGAGGAGAAGCAAAAGAUGUACCUUGUGAUGGAGUACUGCGUGGGUGGGCUGCAGGAGAUGGUGGACUACCAGGCGGACAAAAAAAUGCCGCUCUUUCAGGCGCACGGCUAUUUCCACCAGCUGGUUGAUGGACUGGAGUAUCUGCAUAGCUGUCGGGUCAUCCACAAGGACAUCAAGCCCGGAAACCUGCUGCUUUCCCUGGAUCAGACCUUGAAAAUAUCUGACUUUGGGGUGGCCGAGCAGCUGGACCUCUUUGCGCCAGAUGACACCUGCACAACGGGCCAGGGUUCACCGGCCUUUCAACCUCCCGAGAUAGCCAAUGGACACGAAACCUUCGCCGGCUUCAAGGUUGACAUUUGGAGCAGCGGAGUGACCCUGUACAACUUGGCCACUGGACUGUAUCCCUUUGAGGGCGACAACAUAUACCGCUUGCUGGAGAACAUCGGACGUGGUCAGUGGGUGGCGCCAGAGUGGCUUUACGAGCUGGACGCUGACUUUGCCAGGCUUAUCUUGGGCAUGCUGCAGGCUGAUCCCAGUAAACGUCUAUCUCUCCAAGAGAUUCGCAAGGACACUUGGUUUAUGUCCGCCCCGCCAGUGACCGGCCCACCGAUACCCAUUCCCCCGCUGAAGGGUGACAAGUACCGCAAUUCCACGGUGCUCCCAUACCUGGAAGCCUACCAUUACGGCAGCGAGCAGGAAGAUGUCUACUUCACCGAGCACGACGUCAACCAGGAGCUCGCCCGGCAAGCUGCAGCCGCCGCCUCCGAGAUCCGAUCCAAACAGUCAGCGGCAACUCUUGCCGCCUACCACGCCUACGAGCCGCCCACGACUAGUGCUGCAGCAGCCGCUGCCGCUGGUCAUUCAAUUAGCAACGGCAGCAGGGAGGAGGCUCCAGUAAAGAAGAAAGGAUCGGCGCUGAAGAGACGCGCCAAGAAGCUGACUUCCUGCAUCUCCGUGCGUAAACUGAGUCACUGCCGCACCUCGUAGGCGGAUGGGAAGCUACUUCCCACUUCAAAUAGCCGCUAAGAGUAAUUCGAGUGUAAUAACUUUGUUAACAAAUUGUGAGCAACUU
Molecule: messenger RNA, 1994 nt
Organism: Drosophila bipectinata
Lineage: Eukaryota; Metazoa; Arthropoda; Insecta; Diptera; Drosophilidae
Gene: Lkb1
Product: Lkb1 kinase
Biological process (GO): glucose homeostasis; protein phosphorylation; establishment of cell polarity
Cellular component (GO): cytoplasm
Molecular function (GO): ATP binding; protein serine/threonine kinase activity; protein kinase activator activity
Source: RefSeq, a predicted model, not a curated record